This is a messenger RNA of Ceratina calcarata, 1691 nucleotides long. It is a transcript of the gene Aps, whose product is annotated as diphosphoinositol polyphosphate phosphohydrolase 1 Aps. The transcript has 3 exons. The coding region runs from base 370 to 903 and encodes 177 amino acids. Lineage: Eukaryota; Metazoa; Arthropoda; Insecta; Hymenoptera; Apidae. Gene Ontology annotation, molecular function: bis(5'-adenosyl)-hexaphosphatase activity; endopolyphosphatase activity; bis(5'-adenosyl)-pentaphosphatase activity. Gene Ontology annotation, cellular component: cytoplasm; nucleus. The record is from RefSeq and is a predicted model, not a curated record. Gene Ontology annotation, biological process: adenosine 5'-(hexahydrogen pentaphosphate) catabolic process; diadenosine pentaphosphate catabolic process; diadenosine hexaphosphate catabolic process.
GUGACCAGUCCAGCGACAUGAGCGACUGCGACUAUGCACGUAUACUUUAAAAGUUUUCAGGUUAUAAUCGAGAUUUCUGCAAGGACAACAUUAGUGGUGUUAUAUUAGUGAUAUAACGAUUCUGUAAAGAAACGGUGUCGUCCCAUUUAUUUGGACGGAAAAGUAACGACAAUUCGUUCUAGUCGAAUUCGAAUUAUGUGAGGCGGAGUCUAAUGCUCGCCGAACGAUUCUCCGUCGAUGAUUAUGUCGGCUACGGUAAAUAACGUUAAAACGAUGCGAGCGUGUUACAGAUUGGCCUACCCGGCCGUCUGACAAAGUAUGAAUUUCUAUAGAAUAAUCUCGUAAUCGUUAUAUAUCGAAAAAACGAACAUGGUCAAGGAGAAACCGAAUUCGAUACGUAUCUACGACUCGGAGGGUUACAGGCGCAGGGCUGCUUGUAUAUGCGUAAAAAAUGAUCUCGAAGAUGAGGUACUUUUGGUUACAUCAAGCAGAAGACCAGACAGUUGGAUAGUACCAGGUGGCGGUGUCGAACCUGAAGAGGAACCCGCAGUAACGGCACUACGAGAAGUCAGGGAAGAGGCUGGCGUUCUAGGACAAUUAGGCAGAUGUCUUGGCAUAUUUGAGAAUGUGGAACACAAACAUAGGACACAGGUGUGGGUGAUGCGGGUUACAGAAGAGUUGCCAGAAUGGGAGGACUCUCGGGCGAUUGGUCGCAAACGGAAAUGGUUUACGAUACCGGAGGCUUUAUUGCAACUGGCGCAGCACAAGCCCGUCCAACGUUCUUACAUUCACAGCCUCAACAACACGAAUCCUCGACAUAAUCCCGAUAUAUCCACCGUCGCAUCCAUACAGUUGAUGAAUAAUUCUAGUAGCAAUCCCCUAAAUCUGAAUAAACACAGCUAAUAUUAAAUACCAUCCAUAUUUGCGUUAACGAAUUUGAGACCAUACAUUUCGAGACAUCUGUUUCGUUGCCAAAAAAGUUCUAAUUUCCUAUGUAAAACGAUCACGACAUUUGUAUAUUCUGUCCUUUUCGUUGUUUCGUAGCAGUUUCAUUUCUAUUACCGUCGUUAAUGCCGCUACGUGUUAGUUACGAUAUUAGCAUUACUAUUGCUCUACAGGCACUAUUAUCGCUGCUAUCUCAAUUCCCGUUCAUUGAUUAUUAUCAUUGUCAUCGUUCUUGCUGUCAUCCGUACGAAUUACUAUAGACUGGUCCACGAAGGAACAAUCUGUCUCGUUUUUUUUUAUAACUAAACUCCUUAAUCAUUUUCUCAUUCUUUAUCAUGGAUAAUAACGCUCGUACAUACGAAUAAGUACACGCAUAAUUUUUCAUACGUAAAGUGGAUGGUGUUUUACACGAAACGAAAGCGAAAAGGAUGAUACGAAUAUAUUUCCUUUUUCACUAUUGAUUUUAAUUAUGAUAUACUCGGAAAAGGUGUUACAUAUUUCAUAACGAAACAUAUCUAUACCUCGAGAUAUUCGUUUAAAAGAAAUUUCCAAUAUGUGAUAAAUGCUUCUAACAAUGGAUUCGUUUGAAAGAACUUUGCUAUGCCACAGGUUGGUAUGUAACAGACUGAAUUGUUUUUUCGAGUAAUUCCGAUAAGAAUUCUUUUUAAGAAUAUGAUCAUGUAACGUAAUGCGUUCGAAGAAAGUAAAAUAACUUUGCUCCUUAUGGAAAUCGUAAAGGGAAAAAA